CCGACCUUGUCAUUCAUUUUGUGACGUUGAUCAGUGUUUGUUUUCACUUCUGUCUAGGCAAGAGAACCGAGGAAGCAAUGGGGAAAAUAAAAGGCGGACCCGUGGUGGAAAUGCAGGGAGAUGAAAUGACUCGCAUCAUUUGGGAUGCAAUCAAAGAAAAGUUGAUCUUACCAUUUGUUGACCUUGAACUACAUUCAUAUGACCUUGGCAUCAAGAGCAGAGAUGAUACCAAUGAUGAAGUGACUAAAGACGCAGCCUAUGCUAUCAAUAAGUACAAUGUUGGAAUCAAAUGUGCCACCAUUACACCUGAUGAGAAACGAGUUGAAGAAUUUAAUCUCAAACAGAUGUGGAAAUCACCAAAUGGAACGAUCAGAAACAUUCUUGGUGGUACUGUUUUCAGAGAAGCCAUUAUUUGUAAGAACAUUCCUCGAUUGGUUCCAGGGUGGAUCAAAAGUAUUGUGAUUGGUCGUCAUGCUUUUGGAGAUCAGUACAAAGCGACCGACUUUGUCGUCCCUGGUCCGGGGAAGGUGGAGAUGAAAUACACCCCAGCAGACGGUGGCACUCCUCAGGAGUACACAGUGUUUGACUUCCAGAAGUCGGGCGGGGUCGCCAUGGGCAUGUACAACACUGAUGAUAGUAUCAGAGAUUUUGCAUUCAGUUCCAUGACCUUUGCUCUGAAUAAGGGUUGGCCACUUUACUUAAGUACCAAAAACACAAUAUUGAAGAAAUAUGAUGGACGAUUUAAAGACAUCUUCCAAGAAGUAUAUGAUAAAGAGUAUAAACAGAAGUUUGAAGCUAAGAAUAUCUGGUAUGAACAUCGGCUGAUCGAUGACAUGGUUGCAUAUGUGAUGAAAUCAGAAGGAGGCUUUGUCUGGGCGUGUAAGAACUAUGAUGGUGAUGUUCAGUCAGAUUCUGUCGCUCAAGGAUUUGGAUCUCUGGGCAUGAUGACCAGCGUACUGAUUUGUCCUGAUGGGAAGACCGUUGAGGCUGAAGCAGCCCACGGAACAGUGACCCGACAUUUCCGCUUCCAUCAACAGGGAAAAGAGACCUCAACUAACUCAAUAGCAUCUAUAUUUGCCUGGACCCGUGGCCUUGCACACAGGGCUAAACUCGAUGACAACAAAGAGCUGGCUAAAUUUUGCACCACUUUAGAGAAAGUCUGUAUUGACACAAUAGAAUCUGGGUUCAUGACCAAAGACCUUGCAAUCUGUGUCAAAGGAAUGAAAAAUGUACAACGUGAGGACUACUUAUCUACAUUUGAGUUCAUGGAUAAACUGGCAGAAAACCUGAAGAAAAAUCUGUCACAGAGUUGACUGGACAUGUCUGUAGUCCACAGCAAAUUAUGAAGAUAUUUUAUGCAAAGCAGUUCCUAACUUUAAACAUCUAUUCCAAUCAAAUUGCUUCAUUUAUAUCAUGUGAUCAAACAAUAAUUACCAGGUUUAUGCACCAAAAGGUCAUUUUGGAUCCUAAAAGGCAUAUUGAAUGCAAAAAACUUGUAUUUGAUGAAAAAGUCGAUAUUGGAUGUGUGCUCUUUUCUACAUUAAAGUGACGUCAUUCUCAUUUGUUUACAUUUUUCAACAGUGUUCGUGCUGUGCAAGUUCCACAGAAAAAAAGAAAAAAAAAGUAAAUAAAAAUAACUGACUCAAAGAAAUGUAGAUAGGAAAAGACAGAAGCAAUAUGAUCAGAUUUAAGAUUUCCAUUUUGAGUAUCGCUGAUAGUCAGCAUCCAUGUUGUAUAUUAAAUUACUCAGCACGUUCACACAAAAAGUCACCCCCCAAAAACCCCACUACUAUCACCCAAUGUUGAACCCUUACCACCCACCUUCCAAAAUAAAAAACAAAUAAAAGAAUAUAUAUAUAAGUAAAUAUACAAGUACCUAUUUGGGAGGAGGGGAGAUCUAGAAAAUUAUCUAUUUUUCUAAGAUUAUGGGCCGAAUUUACAAAGCUUGUUUGUCUUAAACGGUAGUGUUUAAACAUUGUAGAUACACUUACUUACAUGUGUAAGAUGUAAACAGGCUUCGUAUAUAUUUGGCCCAAUAUAUUUUUUUGUAUUGGGGUAUACUUAAACAUUUAUUCAUCUUUUAAGAAGUAGCAAAGCUUAAAAAUAUAAGUUCUAGUGAAUCAUUAAUUUCUUGGUGGUUUGAAGUGGGGAGGCAUUUCACGGACACAUGGUGCAUCUGCAGACACAGUUUGAAUGAAAUUAUAUCAUUGAAGGGUGGGUGUGUUCUAUCAUUUUUGGAACAGUUCUAAUCUAAAUGUCACUUCAUUCAGAAAAAAAAAUUCAUUGUAUGAAUGGCAUGAAGUCACUUUUCUUCUUUUUUUUCACUUCACCAGUUAUUUGAAAUGGAUUGUAAAACGAGGAAGUGCAAUUACAGUAUCAGGACUUUGCAAAAUUGAAUGUGUACAAAACUCCCAGUCAUCAUGACUACAUGUGGUUCACAUCCUGAAACAAAACCUGUGAUAUUUACCAGAACAUAAUCAGCGAUGUAGAAACAAUAGCUGUGGCCUUGUACAUUAAAUUAACCGUCCAGGGUUGGAAGAGAAAUAUAUAGCAGUGAAACCCCUAUAAACCAGACAUCCAUGGGAACAUGUAAAAAGUCCAGUUAGCAUGUGUAUAUUGCAUUAGCCAUCGGUGUUCAUAAUCACAUAAUCAGCCAAUGUCAUAUUCAGAGCAUAUAUCUGGUUUUCAAAGGUAAAAUUUACUUUGGGACAGGAUUAUUCAUCCAUGUUCAUUAGAGGGUUCCAGUUUUAACUUAAAUUAAGUAAAUCAUGAGACCUUAAAAAUGUCCCGUUAUGAGAGAAUUCUGGUUUACUGAGGGUUUCACUGUACCACCCAGCAUGUAUAUACAUAACAAACAUAGGUGUCUGCAUUCCAGUAAAAUAUAAUAGGUGGGUGAAAAAGUACCUCUGUACUUUAAUUAAAACUGGUCAGCUAUCGAUUACUUGGGGGAAAAAAACAAAAAAAGAAGAGUAGAUUUGUAGAUAAAACUAAAUUUUCUUGGAAUUUCGGUUUUAGUACCACCCAAAAACUGUCUGUUCUUCGAUGAAAACCUUACAAUAAACAUUACUUUUCAAGACCCUGCAAUUUUUUAUCUACAUUCCAUUGUCACAUACAAUUAUGAGUUAAUAUUCCUUUGAAGUGUUUUCUACAUUUACAUGUUCAAGUUGGUCUAUCAUUAGUAUAUCUGUAUUUAUGUUUUAAAAACAAAAUUGGAAAUUGUCUCUUUUUUUUCUGUUGCAAUUAUAUUCUGAAUCACUGAAGCAAUAAAUCAUUCAUAGCU
Molecule: messenger RNA, 3280 nt
Organism: Gigantopelta aegis
Lineage: Eukaryota; Metazoa; Mollusca; Gastropoda; Neomphalida; Peltospiridae
Product: isocitrate dehydrogenase [NADP] cytoplasmic-like
Exons: 12
Coding region: 78-1313 (411 amino acids)
Biological process (GO): isocitrate metabolic process
Cellular component (GO): peroxisome; cytosol; mitochondrion
Molecular function (GO): NAD binding; magnesium ion binding; isocitrate dehydrogenase (NADP+) activity
Source: RefSeq, a predicted model, not a curated record